Actinia tenebrosa (Australian red waratah sea anemone) is the source of this 2284-nucleotide messenger RNA. RefSeq lists its product as uncharacterized. Gene Ontology annotation, cellular component: extracellular region. The record is from RefSeq and is a predicted model, not a curated record. Lineage: Eukaryota; Metazoa; Cnidaria; Anthozoa; Actiniaria; Actiniidae.
UCCUGGGUCGUCUGGUUAUUUUGAGGAGCUCAGUCAAAGGGAGGUCUUUUGUCUUUGAAGAUUAUUUUCUCUUGUUCUUGUCCACAAGAACGAUGAAGAAGUCUUACUUAGCUACUAGUUCUUCAAUGACAACCUUGAUUAUUGCUAGUGUACUUCUUUCAUCAUGUGUGGUACCUGCCUUAACAGCAGUUGUAUGUCCAGAUGGUGAAUCAGAAUGCCCUGAUAACUACACCUGCUGUCUAAUGAACAAUGAUAAAUAUGGCUGCUGUCCUUUACCAAAUGCUGUGUGCUGUUCUGACCGUACACAUUGCUGUCCUAAUGGUUAUAAGUGUAAUGUAUCAGCAGGAAGCUGUUAUGAAGAAACUGGUUCCAAGAACAGCAACAUAAAUAUACCAGCAACUGUCAUCAAGGUUUGGCUUACCAAAUUAAAUGCUACUUCAAUAACUAUUCAAAAUUUAUCUUGCUGUCCUGGCGGCUCAGCUGAAUGCCCUGAUGGUAACACAUGCUGCAAACUAGCAUCUGGUGAAUGGGGAUGUUGUCCACUACCAAAAGCCGUUUGUUGUAGUGACCACAUUCAUUGUUGUCCCAAUGGAUAUACAUGUGAUGUAUCAAGCGGAGCGUGCAACAGAGGGGAUUCAUCUAUUCCAUUUUUGAAGAAAGAGUCUUCAAAUAAAGUCACAGAGUUGAAGAAGAAAUCUGGAGUAAAAAAUAUCGACUGCCCAGACGGUUCUCAGUGCCUAGAUCACAAGACGUGCUGUCUGAUUUCCACUGGAGGAUACGGCUGCUGUCCAUUACCGAACGCUGUUUGUUGUUCUGAUCACGAACACUGUUGCCCAUGCGGAUACAUCUGUGAUACAUCUUCACAUACUUGUUAUGCUACUGCCAAAACAGUCCCCAUGAUUCCGCAGAGAGCAUCCUCAAGACAUUCGCCUGUAGACGGUGUUGAUUGUCCGGACGGUUCUACAUGCAACAGCGGCGAGACUUGUUGCGAGAGUGGAUCCGGGAAGUACGCCUGUUGUCCAUUGCCUUCGGCUGUGUGCUGUCCAGACAAAAAGCACUGUUGUCCCUCCGGCUUCAACUGUGAUGCCAAAAAGCAAAAAUGUGUUCGAGGGAAUAGUGUCAUUCCGAUGCUAAGCAAAAGGUUUUCUAAGAAUACUGCUGCGAACAUUAAGGCCCUUCCUGUUUCUGUCCCUAAAACACCUACCAUUACUGAUGAUGUCAUUAGGUUUUUCCCAAAACGGCUUCGAGGUGGUUGUCAUUGUGGCUUGUACCAAACCUGCUGUGUAGGAAGCGAAGGAGAACAACAUUGCUGCCCACUUCCAAAUGCCUCAUGCUGUGCAGAUGGCCAUCAUUGCUGCCCACAGGGAUUCACGUGUGAUAACAGUAAGGGCUGUGUGAAGAAUUAGCCACAAUAAGAUGAGGUGGAACCAAACCGAUACCUGAAGGAAUUCUGACGUGACAUACUAAGACAAGACAAGACAAGACAAAACGAAACAAAUGAUGAAAGAAGAACAAGAAAAGAAAAAAUGCGAAAGAAAAUAGUCUUCAUUUUCCUAUUUUGAAUUUUUUUGCCUAAACUAAAACAAAAAUGAUUUAAAGUGCGUUUCACACCAAAUUUCAUGAUUAAAUGUAUUCUGUUUGAAGUAGGUUUUCAUAAAAUCUUUCACGGUCUUGAAUCGGUGAGCAGGUUUCAAACAGCAAAGUUCUUAUAAUGAAAGAGUAUCUCUCACAGUACACCGAAUCGACAUAUGGCGAUCAAUUUGUCUAGCUAUUGUUCUGGCCUGACUAGCCUCGAGUUCAAGUGUAAACAUAAUAGUAUGAGAGGCUAGUCAUCUCAGAACAAUAGUUAUCCAAAUGGGUAGCCAUACUUCGAUUUGGUGUAUAGCUAUUGAUAUAUAUUUUUAGCAAAAAAAACCCCAGCAUUUUCUUAGUUUGAAGUUGCAGACAUCAUUUUGUCAAGCGAGAGCUAUAAAUAACAUAAUAUUGGUGGAUUUCAACCUGGCAGCUGAUAAAAGUCAUUGAAUCUCAUUAUUUGCUCCAAAUAUUUAAUGGUGUGAUCAAACACUAACCGCCAUGUGCUGUCAUAUAAAAAGAGUGCACUUUUGAAAUUGCCAUGCUGCUUUCUCGUUGAUUCAAGACGGUUAAAAGUUUUGAAAUCAUAAAUAAAAAGUAAAUAAAAACAAUACAAAUUAAGCCAAAAGUAGGAUCAUUAGUCUAAUAAAGUUUGAUAUAUAGCCUAGCUUUCAACAAUAAAGACACUGCAUUUUGCCAACACUAAUGUGAA